Paramormyrops kingsleyae is the source of this 4955-nucleotide messenger RNA. The record is from RefSeq and is a predicted model, not a curated record. NCBI's taxonomy places the organism in Eukaryota, Metazoa, Chordata, Actinopteri, Osteoglossiformes, Mormyridae.
CCCGGCCUGCCUUUUGUGUCACACUCCUGCACCCGUCGUUAGCGACCCACUUCGUCACACCGCCGUGGAUAAAAUCUGCCGAACGCAUGGAGGACGGAGGUGCUUCAAGGCUGAGCUGAAGGACGCAACUGUCAGUACAUGAAAAACCAACACAGCUGUAUUCUCUGUCCUGGAGCCAUGGUCAGCCCAGUUCAUCCAGGGCUCCCACGGUGAGGGAGAGAAUGUGAGGGGAUCCGCACAUCGGCCAUGUGGAGACCGGAGCGUCAGAGAGGCCCCAGACCUGCUGCCCGGCUGUCUCCUGGUUCCUCAAGCGAGGACGCUGCUCGUAGCCAACAUCCAGCUGGUACCUCCACGGCCUGGCGGGCCUCGGAAAAGGGACUUAAUGGCAGGAAUUAUGAUGAGCUAAACAGGAAUCUCGCAGUGAAUUUACUGGACUCCCGAUCUGUAGUGGAUGACCUGGGGUGGAUCGCCUAUCCCAAGAACGGGUGGGAAGAAAUUGGGGAGGUGGAUGAGAACUACUCCCCAAUUCAUACGUAUCAGGUGUGCAAGGUGAUGGAGCACAACCAGAACAACUGGCUUCAGACCAACUGGAUUCUGACUGAGGGGGCGCAGAGGGUCUUUGUGGAGCUCAAGUUCACCCUGAGGGACUGCAACAGUCUCCCCGGUGGCCUAGGGACCUGCAAGGAGACCUUUAACAUAUUCUACUUCGAGUCGAAUGAGAAGCAGGAGCGUGUCAUCCGCGAGAGCGACUACGUCAAGAUCGACACCAUCGCGGCCGACGAGAGCUUCACGGAGCUGGACCUUGGCGACAGGGUGAUGAAACUCAACACGGAAGUGAGGGACCUGGGGCCUCUGACCAAGAAGGGCUUCUACCUGGCCUUCCAGGACGUGGGAGCUUGCAUCGCCCUGGUCUCCGUACGCGUCUUCUACAAGAAGUGCCCAGCCGUCGUCAAGAACUUGGCCCUCUUUCCGGAUACCAUCACUGGGUCGGACUCCUCUCAGCUCCUGGAGGUUUCGGGGAUCUGCGUCAACAUGUCGGUGGCAGAGGACCUUCCCAGAAUGCACUGCAGCGCAGAGGGGGAGUGGCUGGUGCCCAUUGGGAAGUGCAUGUGCCAGCCAGGUUAUGAAGAGCAGAAUGGAACGUGCCAAGCCUGCAGACCUGGCUUUUUCAAAGCCUCUGCCCAGAGCCCCAGCUGCAACAAGUGCCCCCCCCACAGCUUCACCAGGGCGGAGGGCUGCACAUCCUGCCAGUGUGAGCCGGGCUACUACCGUGGAGGCUCGGACCCGGACAACAUGGCCUGCACCAAGCCCCCAUCUGCCCCCCGUAAUGCCAUCUCCAAUGUGAACGAGACCAGCGUCCUCCUGGAGUGGGCCCCCCCCGCGGAGACGGGUGGCCGGCGUGAUAUCAGCUACAGCGUGGUAUGCCGGAAGGUGGGCUCGGACCCGUGGCGCUCCGAGGAAUGUGGCGGCCAUGUGCGCUAUCUGCCGGGCCGGACAGGCCUGCGGAACUGCUCCGUCAUGGUGACUGACCUGCUCGCUCACACCAACUACACCUUCGAGGUGGAGGCUGUCAACGGCGUGUCCUACCUGGUGGCCCCGGUCCGGCGGUUCGUCACCCUCAACGUCACCACCAACCAGGCCGGCACGAUGCCCCAGAGGGCUGAGCGCUGGGGCCGCAGAGUGCACCACCGCACCAUGCUCCUCAACGCCCCGCAGGUUUCCUCCGGCGAUGUGGGCUCGAAAGGUGAGAGCGCGGCUGUGUGUGACAGAUCGCCGUGUGACAGAUCGCCGUGUGACAGAUCGCCGCGUGUCGAGUGGCACCCGGGAAAAGCAGACAAUGCGCUAGGAGCUAAUUCCUGCCCGCAUCUCCCUCGCUCAGGUAAACCUGUGAUGAUCAUCACGGAGUAUAUGGAGAACGGGUCGCUGGACACCUUUCUGAAGAAGAACGACGGGCAGUUCACGGUGAUCCAGCUGGUGGGGAUGCUGAGGGGCAUCGCGUCAGGCAUGCGCUACCUCUCCGACACGGGCUUUGUGCACCGCGACCUGGCCGCCCGCAACAUCCUGGUCAACAGCAACCUGGUGUGCAAGGUGUCCGAUUUCGGCCUGUCCCGGGUUCUGGAGGACGAUCCGGAGGCCGCCUACACCACCAGGGGGGGGAAAAUCCCCAUCCGCUGGACGGCCCCCGAGGCCAUCACCUUCCGCAAGUUCACGUCGGCCAGCGAUGUGUGGAGCUACGGCAUCGUCAUGUGGGAGGUGAUGUCGUAUGGCGAGAGGCCCUACUGGGAGAUGAGCAACCAGGACGUGAUCAAGGCGGUGGAGGAGAACUACCGGCUGCCGGGCCCCAUGGACUGCCCGGCUGUGCUCUACCAGCUCAUGAUGGACUGCUGGCAGAAGGAGCGCAACAGCAGGCCCAAGUUUGACGAGAUCGUCAGCCUCCUGGACAAGCUGAUCCGGAACCCCAUCUCUCUAAAGACCCUCGUCAACUCCUCAGACAGGGAGUCCAAUUUGCUGGUGGAACCGAGGUCCCUGGACGGCCCCGUCUUCCAGUCGGUGGAGGAUUGGCUGGAGGGCAUGAAGAUGGGCCGCUACGUGGAGACCUUCAUGGAGAGUGGCUACACCACCAUGGAGCUGGUGGCUCAGAUGACUCUGGAUGAUCUGCGGAGGGUGGGCGUCAGUCUCGCCGGACACCAGAAGAAGAUCGCCAGCAGCAUCCAGGAGAUGCGCGUGCAGCUGAUGAACGGCAGCGUGACGUUCUGAGCCAGGGCUGGGGCCCCCACCGCCUCUCCUGCACCCCAAUCUGCACUAUUUUCCUGGGAAUGUUCGAAAAUUUUUAAACGUAGACAAAAAAAUUGUUUUCGGUCAUUCGUCAGAGUCGUCAGCAUGCGCAGGGAUAACUCCAGAACAGCGGCCGCUCGGAAUGGCCCGGCAAGUCCCCGAAUUCCCGAGAGCAGCUGACUAGCCUCCGGGCCCAGAGAGCACGGCCCACACAGACCUCCUGAACCCAGAGAGCCCGGAUCCGUCCUCUAAAGAGCACGGGAAGUCAGACUUUCACAGGAAGGUGUUCUGCAAUCACACGUUACAGUGAAACCCGAGUAUCAGAAAGCAAUAUGUAAUGUAAAGCCUGUUUCUUUUUCAUCACAGACAGGGAGAUAGUUGCCAUAUUCGUGUAUUAAAGAAAAAUCCAUAAAAAACGUAGAUUUGCUAUUAGUCUUUAAGGUACAUCGAGGUGUAAAUAAUGUAAAAUUUGGUACAAACUUCAGGACCUCAUUUUUGAAGAGGUUGCUACUUUGUACACUGAGAUAUAGACGUGUGAGAGCAGGAGGGCAUGCAGAGCGGCUUAGAGAAGGAGGUACUAAUGCGGCCCUUGGUGUUUAGGCCAGACCUGGAGACUAAAUGGGUGUUUCUGUUCUUUGUCCAUUCUUAAAUUUGCCUUUGCUGAUCAAACGUGCAGCUUACUGUUAAACCAAACCCACGGAGAGUGGCUGCUGGAAUCGUUUGAACUUUUUAAAGUUUGUUUGUAAUAGCGCUAGGAAUUUAGGAUCACGAUGGCGAAUCCUUUUCAGAACGUGACCCAUAAAAUGCUAAUAGCCAGCAGUGUUUUUAAUUCCAGCUAAUGAUUAAUCUUUGAAACGUAGACAUGUGUAUUAGUGCGCUGAAUGCGAUUUUCCUUUGAUGGUGUAGCUAGCGCCAAGUUAGCUUUAAAGUAAAGCCCUGACCUGCAUCCUGGGAGCUAAGCACAGCCAAAACAGCAGGCCGCAGGCAGACCGCAGGCAGGCCGCUCUCCCCUCAGUCCUGUCAGGGAAGGCAGAUAGUAAAGAGCACAGCCGGGACAAACCCCAGGGACACCCAGUGCACCAGGUCACUGGCACCAGGGCCAAGAUUGCCUGCUUUCAUCUCUUUGUGUGAACGGCGUGUAAAUUGGAGUGGAUACUCUGCUUCUAAAUAGGUUCAGUAUUUAUUAUUAAAGCUUUACUGAUUAUUUAUAAAAGUAGUGUAAUUGUUGAUUAUAUAUUGUAUAUUUGAAGUUUUUUUUUAAUUUAUUUGCUUUUUACAAACAGGCAGGUAAAAUAGACAUGUCCUCUUUUUGUUCAAAGACUGACUGGCUCUAUGAUUUAAAUGUGUAAUGAAAAUGGGACGGGCUGGGGUUGGCGAGAGCAAAGGGGACCCCUUCGCACAGCCCAUGCAGUGGUUCAUCCCGUUUCUGAAGGGUUUAUUGGGGCCGUGUGUGUCUGUGAGAUACGUUAGACUCUCUCUAUAUAUGGACAGUGAUUGUUUUGUAUAUCAGGAAUUAAUUUAUUGCUUUUAAUGAGUGUGUUUGCACAUAUACUUGAUUAAGAGUACUAGGUAAGACCGUUCUGCAUGAGAAACUGUACUACGGCAUCUCGGGUUGGGUGAGGUGAAUGGUGCUUAACUAUGCUGUUAGCAGUUGAUAAAGGUUAAGUGACCACUUGGUGUAAGCGUUACUUAGCGGGUUGUGGUUACACAGUAUGGCUGAUGAAUCACCACUCAGAGAUGUAUUUUCCAUCCAUAAUACCCAGAUCAUUUCCUAUGUUGACUGCAGCCAUUUCUUAAAUAGCUUAAAGUUAAUGAAGACAAAGUCAGUCUUUUCAUACCAGGAGUGGUAUUUAAGCGUAAGGUAAUAGGGGUGCUUUGGUAUUUACAUUAAUAUAAAAGUCUUUUGUAGUCAAAGUGAAGGAUCCCUUGUAAAAAUGUUAGUCAAGGUUGGGAACAGACAAAUUUCCACAACUGAUUAGACAGAAAGGCCUCUAGUGUCUCUCAGACAGAAGUUGAGAUGUUUUGAUGGUAGUAUAGGAUACUGAUUAUUAUUGAGACAGAGUGAUUACUGUCUUGCACAAUUUGGUGGUUGUAAAUUUCCCAAACAACCCUUGUAAUGUCUGUGACUCCAGUGAGUCAAAUCGGUGGUCACAGCUGAUAAACCUGUCCUACUCCGUCUC